Molecule: messenger RNA, 709 nt
Organism: Hibiscus syriacus
Lineage: Eukaryota; Viridiplantae; Streptophyta; Magnoliopsida; Malvales; Malvaceae
Exons: 1
Coding region: 175-561 (128 amino acids)
Source: RefSeq, a predicted model, not a curated record
GUUCAAAAACCUAAAUCCAAUCAGUUCAGACAGAUAAACAGGAACAAAAUCAACGGUCCAGAAGCACCCUGGUUCAACCUAAGCUGUGAACCACAAAAACCAGACCAGACACCCUCUUUUGCUAUAAAUACAUUCUUUAGUUCACACACCAGAAAAUACAGACUGACCUCUUCAAUGGCCUAUUAUGGAAGAAAAUACUCCAUCUUCGAUUCAUUCUCUUUAAGCCCUUUGCCUUACCCAGUUAUGCUAAUCCUAGCUCUCACGUCCGUGUUUCUCGGAAUAUCAACCUACCUUAACUACGAAUCAGCUGUGGAAUCUGCUGAAGAGCAAAUGAGUUGGGUGCUUUUCGCCACACCAGUAGUGUUGAUCAUCUUGGCAAGAUGGCUUUCGUCUGUGGAUGUUUUCGGUAUGCUGUUUGGUUCAUCAGCGUACCAACAUAUCCGCCGGACUCAUCAACUCUCUUCGGAAGGCACAUCGCCGUGGGCAGUGGCUGCUCUCAUUGUGUUGUUGUUAGUCCUGUUGCAGUACCAGUCAAUUUUUCGUGAGAGCUGGCUUGUAUGAUAAGUACUAGUACUAUAGUUUGUGAAACCAUGCUGUAAUUUUCUAUUUCUUUUAACUUGGUUUUGCCUUGUUAGAUCCAAUGAUAUGUAUGCUAGUAACAGUUCUGAAAACAAUAAGACUGAGGGUGGAUUUUGCUUAUUUUAUUUAA